Alligator sinensis (Chinese alligator) is the source of this 10930-nucleotide messenger RNA. It is a transcript of the gene RICTOR, whose product is annotated as RPTOR independent companion of MTOR complex 2. The record is from RefSeq and is a predicted model, not a curated record. Gene Ontology annotation, molecular function: protein serine/threonine kinase activator activity. The coding region runs from base 853 to 5877 and encodes 1674 amino acids. The transcript has 36 exons. NCBI's taxonomy places the organism in Eukaryota, Metazoa, Chordata, Crocodylia, Alligatoridae. Gene Ontology annotation, biological process: TORC2 signaling; positive regulation of phosphatidylinositol 3-kinase/protein kinase B signal transduction. Gene Ontology annotation, cellular component: TORC2 complex.
AAGUAAAGCAUGCACCAGUACACGGGGAGAAACAGUGAGCAGACUUGGGUACCUCACUGCUGCUACUCAGUUAAUUACUACAAGAUCAUUUUUUUCCUUCAUGUUCUUCCUUUCAAAAACAAGGCACAUCUUUUAUUCCAGGGCAUGUUGUAUACAAUAAAAUACAGUGCGUCCAUUGUCCUCAACUUUCUCUGGUGCUUUGGAAAAGGAAUUUGCUGGGUCUAUACAUUACUGUAGGUCUACCUUACACAAAUUCUUCCUUUUUGCUGAGUUCUAGGGGCAGAUAUUGCCCUUUUCUAGCCCUAGUAUGCUCAAAGGUGGUAGCUGGCUGUGAAAUAUUUCCUCUUACUACUCAGAAAUGUUAGGAACAUGAAUAUUGUAUGUAGUGCAGCUGCUUCUUAACAAUUCAUGCCUCCAUCUUGGCAAUAAGGUUAAGAUGCUUCACAAGGACUUUGGACAGAAUUCGGGUUUGUCAUGAGAUUGGGCAAGUCAUUAGCUCUGCUUUAAUUAUGUACUCUUUGAAGAAGGAGUAAAACAGGGUUGUUGAGAAUAAACCAAGUGCUUUGAUAUUUGCAGAGUUAGAAGCCAUAAAAGUGUGUUUAUUUAUAAUUCAUUUGAGGUUUUAAUAUAGGAUAUUAUUAACUUUCAGCUUUUAGUAUAGGAAUGUAUCUCCUCUGGAGGUUUGUUUAUUAUACAGGAGUCAAAUAUGCCAAUUUUUGUUCUACAUCUGUAAAUCAAGAACAAGAAAAACAAAUGGAAUCUGAGGCGGUUAGGAAAAUGCAUGAUGUAUGCUCUUGUUUUUUCAGUCAUAUCUACCAGUAAUCUGUUUCUUUUGCAGAACCCUGUGAUAACAUGAGGGAGAUACUCCAGAAUGUGGCCAAAUUGCAAGGUGUUUCAAAUAUGAGAAAACUAGGCCACUUGAAUAAUUUUACUAAGCUUCUUUGUAAUACUGGGCAUGCUGAAGAAAAAUUAGGCUUUACCUAUGACAGCAUCAUAAUAUGUUUGCGGCUAGCUUUACUAAAUGAAGCAAAAGAGGUGCGAGCAGCAGGGUUGCGAGCCCUCCGCUAUCUCAUCCGGGACUCCAGUAUUCUACAGAAGGUGCUAAAAUUGAAAGUGGAUUACUUGAUAGCCAGGUGCAUUGACAUUCAACAGAGUAAUGAAGUAGAGAGAACGCAAGCACUUCGUUUAGUCAGAAAGAUGAUCACUGUGAAUGCUUCCUUGUUCCCUAGCUCCAUAACUAAUUCCUUGAUAGCAGUUGGAAAUGAUGGCCUUCAGGAACGAGACAGAAUGGUUCGAGCUUGUAUUGCCAUUAUUUGUGAACUAGCACUUCAGAAUCCAGAGGUAGUGGCUCUUAGGGGAGGCCUAAGUACCAUCCUGAAAAAUGUGAUUGACUGUCAGUUAAGUCGAAUAAAUGAGGCUCUCAUAACUACAGUUUUACACCUCAUUAAUCAUCCAAAGACACGACAGUAUGUGCGAGCAGAUGUAGAAUUAGAGCGAAUUUUAGCUCCGUACACAGAUUUCCACUACAGGCACAAUCCAGACACAGCAGAAGGACAGCUCAAAGAAGACAGAGAAGCACGGUUCCUAGCUAGUAAAAUGGGAAUAGUGGCAACGUUUCGAUCGUGGGCUGGUAUUAUCAGUUUAUGCAAGCCUGGGAACUCUGGAAUCCAGUCUCUCAUUGGGGUACUUUGUAUACCAAAUAUGGAAAUACGGCGAGGUCUGCUUGAGGUUCUUUAUGAUAUAUUUCGCCUUCCUCUUCCUGUCGUGACAGAAGAAUUCAUUGAAGCACUUCUCAGUGUAGAUCCAAGUCGGUUUCAGGAUUGUUGGAGACUUUCUGAUGGUUUUGUAGCAGCUGAAGCUAAAACUAUAUUACCCCAUCGAGCCAGAUCAAGACCUGACCUCAUGGAUAAUUAUUUGGCUUUGGUGCUUUCUGCUUUCAUUACCAAUGGACUUUUAGAAGGCCUAGUUGAGGUAAUUACAAGCAGUGAUGACCAUGUGUCUGUCAGAGCAACUAUCCUAUUAGGAGAACUUUUGCACAUGGCAAACACAAUUCUUCCUCAUUCACAUAGCCAUCACUUACAUUGUUUACCAACGCUAAUGAAUAUGGCAGCAUCUUUUGACAUCAUGAAGGAGAAAAGACUACGAGCCAGUGCAGCACUCAAUUGCUUAAAACGGUUUCAUGAGAUGAAGAAACGAGGACCUAAGCCUUACAGCCUCCACUUAGAUCAUAUUAUUCAGAAAGCAAUCUCAACACACCAAAAAAGGGAUCAGUGCCGUGUGCAGAAAGAUAUCUUUGUUUUAAAGGAUACAGAGGAAGCGCUUGUAAUGAACCUUCGAGAUAGCCAAGUUCUUAAUCAUAAAGAGAACCUUGAAUGGAAUUGGAAUCUGAUAGGGACCAUAUUGAAGUGGCCAAAUGUAAAUCUAAGGAACUAUAAAGAUGAACAGUUGCACAGGUUUGUACGACGACUGCUGUAUUUUUACAAGCCUAGCAGUAAAUUGUAUGCCAACCUGGAUCUGGAUUAUGGCAAGGCCAAGCAGCUCACUGUCGUGGGUUGCCAGUUUACUGAAUUUCUCCUUGAAUCUGAAGAGGAUGGACAAGGCUAUUUGGAGGAAUUGGUAAAAGAUAUUGUACAGUGGCUCAAUUCUUCCUCUGGAAUGAAACCGGAACGCAGCCUUCAAAACAAUGGGCUGUUGAAUACACUUAGUCAGCACUACUUUCUUUUUUUUGGUACACUUUCAUGUCACCCUCAUGGCGUAAAAAUGCUUGAAAAAUGCAACGUGUUCCAGUGUCUUCUUAAUCUCUGUUCUUUGAAGAACCAGGAUCAUUUACUAAAACUGACCGUGUCUAGUUUGGAUUACAGCAGAGAUGGGUUAGCAAGAGUCAUCCUUUCCAAAAUCCUAACUGCUGCUACUGAUAGCUGCAGAUUGUAUGCAACAAAACAUUUACGAGUAUUGUUAAGAGCCAACGUAGAGUUCUUCAGUAAUUGGGGGAUUGAAUUACUGGUGACCCAGCUGCAUGAUAAAAAUAAAACCAUUUCUUCUGAAGCACUUGAUAUCCUAGAUGAGGCAUGUGAAGAUAAGGCCAAUCUUCAUGCCCUUAUCCAAAUGAAACCAGCUCUCUCCCAUCUUGGAGACAAGGGUUUACUUCUCCUUUUAAGAUUUCUGUCCAUUCCAAAGGGGUUUUCCUAUCUAAAUGAAAGAGGCUAUGUAACAAAACAAAUGGAGAAAUGGCAAAAGGAGUACAAUUUAAAAUAUGUUGAAUUGAUCGAAGAGCAACUUAAUGAAGCACUUACCACUUACCGUAAACCUAUUGAUGGUGAUAAUUAUGUUCGUCGGAGCAACCAAAGAUUACAGCGGCCACAUGUCUACCUGCCAGUUCACCUUUAUGGCCAACUGGUGCAUCACAAAACAGGCUGUCAUUUGUUGGAAGUUCAGAGUGUUGUCCCAGACCUAAGUUACACUGUUCGUUCACCCAUGUUGGAUAAGUGGGAAGGAAUUAAGCAGCUGAAAGCAGCCCUUUGGGCUUUGGGCAAUAUUGGAUCAUCAAAUUGGGGUCUUAAUUUGCUUCAAGAGGAGAAUGUGAUUCCUGAUAUAAUGGCACUUGCACAGCAUUGUGAGGUUCUGUCCAUUAGGGGAACCUGUCUCUACGUGCUUGGCCUUAUAGCUAAAACUAAACAAGGUUGUGACAUUUUAAAGCAUCACAACUGGGAUGCAGUGAGACACAGUCGUAGACAACCUUGGCCAGUAGUCCCUGAUGACAUGGAGCAGCUCUGCAAUGAACUCUCUUCUAUACCCAGCACUCUUAGCUUGAACUCUGAGUCCACCAGUUCUAGGCAUAACAGUGAAAGUGAAUCUGCACCCUCAAGUAUGUUCAUCAUGGAGGAUGACCGGUUUGGCAGUACUUCCACUAGCACAUUUUUUCUAGACAUUACAGAGGAUGCAGAACAAACUUUUUAUGACAAACCUGGACCUUUAAAGGAUAACAAUCGUAGUCCUUUUCCCUUUUUUGCAUCGAGCAAGUUUGUGAAGAACCGCAUCUUAAAUUCACUUACCCUGCCUAAUAAAAAACACAGAAGUAGCAGUGAUCCCAAAGUGUGCAAACUGGCAUCAUCUGACAGUAAAUCAGGCUUGAGAAGAAAUCGUACAGUAACAGAACCUUCUAGUAGCAUGGACUUCACUUCUGGGGAUGUUUUCAGAGUUCCUAAAAUCCAAACUGUACGCUUAGAAACUUCUUUUGUUGGGAGCAAGCACAUGGAAGAUGCAGGUAGUACCCCAAGUAUUGGAGAAAAUGAUCUGAAGCUUCCAAAAGGUCUUGGAAAUGAAAAUCACAGGGAAAACACAAGCAGAGAGAGAUUAAUAGGAGAUGGUUCAACACAAACACACUUCAAGAGUCGUAGCUUAAGUUUUAAUACAGAUACCACAACAAGUGGCAUAAGCUCAAUGAGCUCAAGUCCUUCAAGGGAGACUGUGGGUGUGGACACUACAAACGUAGACACUGACUAUGGAAGUUUGAGUACUGUGGUAAGUACAAAAACAGUUAAAACAAGUCACUGUUCAACACCACAGUCUAACCACCUGCCUCUUUCAAAAUCAAACUCUGUAUCCCUGGUACCACCAGGAUUUUCUCACACCCUUCCUCGAAGAGCUCAAUCCCUUAAAGCUCCUUCCCUUGCUACAAUAAAAAGUCUUGCUGACUAUAACUUUAGCUACACAAGUUCUCGAGAUGCCUUUGGCUAUGCCACACUGAAACGCUUACAGCAACAGAGGAUGCACCCCUCGCUGUCCCAUUCAGAAGCCCUAGCAUCUCCAGCAAAGGAUGUGCUAUUCACUGACACUAUUACCAUGAAGUCUGGCAGCUUGGAUUCUCGGCUAACCCCAAGCAGGUUCAUGAAAGCUUUAAGUUAUGCUUCACUAGAUAAAGAAGAUUUAUUGAGUCCUAUUAACCAAAACACACUGCAGCGUUCCUCUUCUGUUCGCUCCAUGGUAUCUAAUGCUACAUAUGGUAGCUCUGAUGAUUACAUUGGGCUUGCUCUCCCAGUGGAUAUCAAUGAAAUAUUUCAGGUAAAAGAAACUCCUUAUUUCCAAAAGAAAACCAUGCCUCCGCUUGAUGAUCGUGGAGCUAGAGUCUUUUCACCAGAAGCAGGAGGACUUCCUUCUGGUACUACUGAUGUUGUCAAAAGCCCUUUUCAAAUGCUUCGACAACAGAUCAGCCUCACAGAAAUAAUGAAUACAAGCCGUUCGGAUGCCUCUCAGUUUUUAGAAAAUACAGAAGACACCGGGCUACAAGAGCACACAGAUGAGAACUGCCUUUAUUGUGUCUGUGUCCAGAUACUGGGAUACCAGUCUAAUAACAGAGUGAACUCUUCAUAUACUCAUACAGAUUUUUCAGACAUUCCAUAUCCUGAUUGGUGUGGACAGACCAUCCAUAAUCAUUUAGAUGUGGUUUCUCAUUCCUCAAAGUUUUCUGGGAUUUCAGGCUGUAGUGAUGCCGUAUCCCAUGGUUCAGCUAGUAGCACCAAGAGUACAGAUCUUGUACUAGGGGUCAAAUCUAUCCCAGAUGAUACACCGGUGUGCCGUAUACUGUUGCGGAAAGAAGUCUUACGUUUAGUAAUCAAUUUGAGCAGUUCUGUAGGAACAAAAGGCCAUGAGACUGGGCUCCUGACCAUUAAGGAGAAAUACCCCCAAGCAUUUGAUGAUAUAUGCCUUUACUCAGAGGUGUCCUACUUGCUAGCACACUGCACAUUUCGCUUACCAUCUCGAAGAUUCAUACAGGAAUUAUUUCAAGAUGUACAGUUUUUACAGAUGCAUGAAGAAGCAGAGGCUGUUCUAGCAACACCAUCAAAACAACCAAUAAUUGAUACAUCAGCUGAAUCCUGACCUCAGUUUUGUUUGUUGUGCAGUGUAUGAACUUGUUAAAAGCCUCAGAUGACUUCUGAUUGACUGUAGAGCAGAGAUUAGGAGAAUCAUCUUCUAGACUGUUCCAGAAGUCACUGAUACAUGAAGAGUGAACUAAAGAUAUUUUUUCUCAACAAAUCACUGCCCCUUUCCUCUGAGCCCUUUGGGGAAUCGAUAACAUUACCAUAGUUUUAAUAAUAGUAAUUACCAAUAUAUGCAAGAGCCAAGCACUGAACACCUGCCACAGAUUUUCAUUUUCUUUUUUAACAUGACAUUUAAACAUAGGACAGUCUGCAGAAACAUCUUUUACAUGGUUGACUUGGAAUUCUGUUCCAGGUAAGCAGAUUGGUGCCUUGCAUUUUAACCCUUGGACACCAGACAUCAGGGUACACAAAACUCCUUUCCAUUUUCUACAAUGGAAGCAUGCUAUUACCAUGGAAACCAGGGGAUUAAUAUUGGCCCGUCUGUGUUAGUUUUCUUAAUGUUUGUAACACUACUUGGGGGAUUUAUAAUCUCAGACAGAAAGGAAAGCCUCUAUGAAUCUGGGGUUUUCUUAUAAGUUAUUUUAAUGUCACUAUAGUUGCAAGAGUUCUUAUUUUAUUAGCAGUCUCUCCAGUUUUGUUGCAUUUACUUAUAUGAUGUUAUCUGAAUGAGGUAAGGAUUUUCACUACAGUUUGAUUUGAAAAUGAGAAAUUCUUUAGGUGUAAAUCAACUAAAAUCUGAUUGUUUUCCCUGACCAUUAUGCAUGUAUUCUUUGGAGUUUCUACACUCAUGUUCAUGUAGAAUUAAUGUUGGUCUUAUUCCUAAAUGAUAAUCUCUAACAAGUAUGAUUUGUGUCAGAUGGGGUGAAUACUGUAUCCAGUAACUUGAAAACAUUUGAUCAUUGCUGCUUUUGAGGGAAGACUUAGUAAAUAGGCAGUUUCCAUUUUCCAUGGCAGCAGGGUUUUUUUCUAAAAUGAAGAUUUGCUUGAAUUUUCAGUGUGUGACUGGUCAGUCAAUAGGUAAUGCUAAUAAUUGUAGUGAAAAGCCUUAAAUACCAAACUUUCAAGCAGCAGUACUUUAAUUUUCUAUUGAUAUUCUUUAGAUCUUUUGCACAACUUUUGUGAUACAGUGACUGUUAAUAUGUACAGUAAUUGCCUUCACCCUGUUACUAGUGAGGUUGCUAACUUUGAGCGCAAGAUGAAAAAAGAAAAACCCCAAUCUUCUGAUGCAUCUAGAGACUUGAAGCCUUUUUAGCAAUUAAAUACAAAUAUAUGCAAAUUUGUAUAUAUCGUAGCAUCGCCACCUUUAUUGGAAAGCAUGUAAUGGAAAGCGUUACCCUUUGAUCUUCAGAAGGGUGAGCCAUUCAGCAGAACAGUACUAGGUAGAAAACCGUUUUUAUCCAUUUUGAAAUCAUGCCAGAUUACUGCUUUAGGUGUGAGGAAAUUUAAUCUAAUGGCAUUGCCCCGUCUUAACUUAUUAUCUAUGCUAUUGAAAAUUUCAACAGGUAGCACUCUGAACUAGUAACAGCAAAAGACAGUUCCUGGUGAAAUGUAGAAUUCAGUUGAUCUUAUUGGAAAUUCAUCACGUGGGUGAAACAUUUUCAUCUUGCUUUGUAGAAUUGGCUUCACUGUGUCAUGGUGUGCACUUCAUACCAACAUGUUACAGUACAGUAGUUACAGCGCUAUCAACUGCAGUUCAGAGUCAGAUGUAGUUCUGUGAGCUUUUCACAUGUUCCCACUGAAGGAAAAGCAGAAAAAAAUAACUUUGUUGCCAUUAGUGACACAACUAACAACGUGUAUACAAGACAAUUUGAAAACACCUUGAAAAUAUCACCUACUAAUAACUGUUUGGAUUGCUUUGGUCUUAAGAAAUAAACAUUUCUGCAAAACCAAAAUGUCAACCACAGUAGACCAAAUAGUGGUAUAAACUCCAAAGGAAAUAAUAUAGUAUUCCCACCAAAAAUGGGAUUAGCAUAUCUUAUACAGUAGUUUAAAACACUACCUCAGUUAGGAUAGAGUAUAAGAUAUUUGAGUUAACUCUAGAUGGGGUUACAUCAAAUAACUCCAUGUUUAUUUUUCUGCAGUUAAGGCAAAAUAGAUGAUUUUUAUCACCUGUAUUUAAAAAAAAAAAAUCUGUAUUUGUCACCAGUUUUAUCUAUAGCACUUAAUGUAAAAUGUUAGAAAGGCCUCUUUUUCCCUAAACAAAAAGGAAGCAAACGAAGAUUACAAUGUACUUUUUAAAACGAAUGCUACUCUAACUCCCUUGUGCACCGACAUAUCUGGAUUUCCAUCCUCAAGUGCCUACGUGUCCUCAACUACUCAGUCUUGUGUGGGGAGCCAUGGCAACAAAAAGUUAAUGUGCUAAUCAUUGCUCAAAGUUCAGUUGUAAUGAUAUGAAUUCUUCAAAAUGUAUCCAUAUGUGUAGAUUUUAAGACUUUUCAUAAGGUGCAGGGUCAGUACCAUACAUUUCAUUAGUAAGGCAUUUCUAGACUUAAUUUAUAUUAGAGUCACACUAAUAUUUAGUUUUAAUUGGCAAAUAAAGGGCACUGUAUAAUUUGAAGUAAUUUGACAUUUGGACAAAUGACAUACUUCAUUCCUCAUUUUAGAGUGAAUUUUAAAAAUAUCCCUUUGCAAAGUUUCUCUUUCAAGAACAGUAUUCUGUCACUUUAAAAAGUAUUUACAUUGAAAAGAAAAAAGUAAGAAUCCUAACAUGUAUUUUGAAAACCCUUCCACUGUUUUGGAAGGGGAAGUGAGAGAAGCCAGCAGCACCUCAUCCCAGACAGUUUAUAUCUUUCCAAACCUAAGAUUUGUAAUGCUUUUGAGCAUGUACUAAAACAUACAGCAUUCAUGAACAGUGCAUGCAUUCCAGACAUACAGGACUUGCAUUUGCUGUGAUAAAGAAAACUCCAAAGAGUAAAUGUUACAGCAUAACCAGAACUCUCAGAGGAGGGUGCCUGAAGCACCUUAAUCCAUAUUUAGGCAUCUAAAACAGGCCUGAAUUUCAGAGGUGCUGAACUCUCCUACCUCAGUGACUUUUCAGUGGGAGUUGCAAAUGUUCAUCACCUCUGAAAACAGUCUUUGAAGUGCCUUCCCCUAAACAUGAACAUUUGUGCAUGCUCAGUAACUCGGGCCAUUGCACACACAGUACUUGAAGUACAGAAUAGCUUUCCCUCAGCCAAUAGUCCCACUUCUGGACAGACUUACAAUGAUCAAAACUGCUUUUUCAAGUCACACUAAAAUGGUAACGUGUUCAGUAGCUUACACCUUUGAAAAGCUUAAUUUUUAGGAUGGGAGGACUGGCCUGAAGAGUUGGGUAGGAGUGUUCAGAGGUAAGUUACAUUUCCUUAAAGUGCACACCAGCAGAGCAAAUAAAGGACCAGUCUGAGAUUUUUGUCACUGUACUUAAAUGUAUGCAGUGAACUGGAAAGUAGGUAUGAAACUAAUUUGUUGAGAGAGGGAAGUUGAAGAACAAUAGAAAUGCCUACUCUAGAAAUAGUUCUCAAACAGUUAGCUCAGGGCUGUUCAACUUCUAAGCAACCAGGGGCUGGAUGCUCAAUGGGCUGUACCAGUGGAGGCCGGGGGCCCCAGGGCUGCACACAGCAUGUCCCCCCUGCUGCCCUGCACACCUCUGGGCACUGCCCCUACCCACCUCUCUCUACCCACCAUUGCACUAGGAGCCCCACCUCACCCAAAGCCUCCCCAGCCAUCAAGCCUCUCAAACACCCUAGGCCGUAGGGCUUCCCCAGCACUGCAGGCUACACUGUCCCACCCCCUGGGACAGGGAAGGGGAAGCUGGAAGGAGUGGGAGCCCAGAAACCCAGAGCAAUGCAGCUAGGUGGGAACCUGGGAGCUACAAUUUAACCCCUUGUGGGCUGCCAGUUGGACAGCCCUGGUAACGAAGUGUGAUGAGGUGAAAUUGUCAAUGCUUCCAUUACAGUCUGCACUCGGAUCCACAGUUGUGGCUUUUUAGGUAAAGCACGUUUCUGUAACAAGGUGAAUGUAAGUCUAAGAUGAGGAAUCUUAAUGAAAGAAAGUUUUAUAAGGUUGUAGAAAUGUCUCCUACGUCCUCUCCUUGCUACCCCUCUGGGAAGUUCUGAUUGUGCUUCAUUGCAGAGGCAGCUGAAAGAAGGUCCUAUAAUCAUCUUCAGUGAUGCUUUCAUUACUAUGCACUUACUCAAGGUGUAGUAGUGAGUAGUAAAGGAAUUCUAAGAUUGUAAAAGACCUUUGGGAACAUACUAGAGCCCUUUUAUUUACCCCUGAAAGACUAGUCUUGCAAUUUUGUUUGUUUGUUUUUUUAACUCCUGGCUUUGGUUUCCUAGUUACUUUUGUUCGCACCAGAUUUGUAUGUUCAGUAAAGAAUGUGGAUUUUCUUUGGACUAUUUUUGUAAAAUAGGUGGAUAGCAAUGCCACAGCAUGCAGAAAUUGCACAUUUUGCUUGACUUGCUUUGUAAAAUACACUAUUUAAUUUGAGAAAUGUAAUUUAUGCCAAAAAGUAUAACAUGCCAUUUUGCCACUGAAUAGGUUGUUCUAGCACAAAAUGCAAUGUCUUAGGGGGAAAGGCAGACAUUUUGUAGAAGUAGUUUAAAAAAAAAAUUAAAAAGUUCCAGUACUGGCUGUCAGAAUCCCUAAAACUGCAUUAUAAGAGAUGAUGUAAAUUAAUCUUUUUGAAGAGGGAAGGGAUUGUGAAAAUCUCAAGAGUUAUUCUCCCUGCCUCUAGUGGUCUUUUCUUUUUUUAUUUAGUAAUACGCUGCUACAUAUUUGGAGGAUCUAGUGUUUGUAGGUCACUGAACAAGACAUUGAAAUCUGAUUUAUAUUGUAUACCUGUAACAUAGAAAGAAAAAGUAUUUAUAUAUUUUCCUUAAGAAUAUUUCAUUGAGCUGUGUAUAAUUUAAACAGAGGCUUAUCCCAAAAUGGUUUUGCCCACCUUGAUUUUUUUUUUUUUGUGUUUUUGUUUUUGUAUAGUGUGUACAGUUCAUGUCUAUGGGCAUUAAAAGCCUUCUGAAGCAUAAUCUUAUCAAAGGGAUGCAUUGUUAAUAAAAUGUACUUAAACUUCU